Molecule: messenger RNA, 2259 nt
Organism: Paecilomyces variotii
Lineage: Eukaryota; Fungi; Ascomycota; Eurotiomycetes; Eurotiales; Thermoascaceae
Product: putative chitin synthase activator
Exons: 2
Coding region: 1-2259 (752 amino acids)
Molecular function (GO): protein binding
Source: RefSeq, a predicted model, not a curated record
AUGGCCAGUCCAGCCACCAGCACUUUCCGUCCCCCUAUCUCGCCUCCUGCGCCAGUAUACCUACGAUCAUCUCCACCGCCUCCUACAGAGUCGGAUAUCCCUCCCCCUCCCCCAUUUCGAAAGGGACUAUCAGACAGUCCAGAAGCAAAGCCUAAUGUUCAGAAGAUUUCGAGAAAGCCCCUACGGCCGACUCCGCUCGAAAUUGGUCACGAUGCUGUCAUACACAAUUCCCCGGUGUCCCCGGUUAAAAUAGACGACGGGAGUGAACUUCCCCAAGCCUCUAGUGCUCUCAUCGAGCACUCGAAUCACGGCUACUCCGAGCACACGCCGCCUGUCGAAACAUUCUCCAGAAUGUCUGUGAACGACUGGCCCCAUUCGCAGCAGCAGGGUGCCGGGGCCGGCCGGCCAAACUCCGUACCACCACCACGGGCGGAUUCUAUUCCUCCCAUUCAGCUCUCGCAGCCUCAAGAUCACCGUCAUACCCCCGCAAGUAGUAGCUCGUGGUCGUUAGUCGGGCCGCCUGGCAAGGAUGAGACUCAAAGCCAUGACAAGGCGAAUGCCAUGCCAGAGGAGCAUAGCUCAAACAAGAGCACUAAUGAUGCCAGUGACGUCUCGCGUGGAAGCGUUGAUAGCAUGCCAGAACCUGCUGAGAUAUACCAACCGCUGCAAUAUCACCACCAGCCAUUCCGCGACAUCACCAAUGGCCCAAAUGGAGCAGGUCCGAACGGCAACCUGGCAACUGCGCGCAAGAGUUCUGCUGGGCUUUCCAUUCCUCGACCUAGUUCAGCAUAUUCGUCUGUCUCUGAUCUUGCUAACCGUGGGCGAAAUCUAUCCCCACAUCCUUCCCCCAACUCACAGGCUCGAGGUUCUUCACGGGAUUCUACUGCGUCUCCGGAUAACCGACCGUUGUCUUAUAUCGAUCUUAUGAACGUGCCCUACCCUCAGCCACCUCCUGCACCAACGGCGAUGAGCAAGUCCUACCUUCGAGCUUUUGUCGGCAACAAUGCUUCUCUCCUCGGCCACAAGCAGACAUUUGAGAUGUAUCUGGCAAAUGUCAAGAAGGCAAAUGACCCUUCGAUACAGUAUGAGUUCGCCGUCUUCAUGGUUAAUGCUGUCAGGGAGAUGCCUCCUGAAGAACUCGAGGAUGGUGAGAGCUCAACGCAUUCCGGGGCGGAGUCGUCAGAGAUCACAAGAGCGCGACUUCUUCGAGAAGCCCGCUCAAUCCUUCAGCUACUCGCAAGCCGCGGUCACCCCUUUUCGCAGUAUUAUCUCGCUGAUGGAUAUGCUUCUGGGCUGUUUAGCAAUGGAAAGGAGGACUACGACCGGGCUUUCCCUCUUUUUGUCGCGGCCAGUAAACACGGUCAUGCUGAGGCAGGUUAUCGGGUCGGUCUCUGCUAUGAGUUUGGCUGGGGAAGUAAGCUUGACGGCGCCAAGGCCGCGCAGUUCUACAGACAAGCGGCUUCGAAGAAUCAUCCGGGUGCCAUGCUGCGGCUUGCCAAGGCAUGUCUCGCAGGCCAGAUGGGUCUAGGUAAGCGCUAUCGUGAAGGAGUGACUUGGUUGAAAAGAGCGGCGGAAUCUGUCGAUGAGCUGUACAAUGCUGGUCCGUACGAGCUGGGAUUGUUGCACGAGACGGGGUAUGGGGAUGAUGUCUUUCCCGAUCCAUCAUAUGCGGCUCAGCUAUUCACCAAAUCCGCUGAACUGGGCCACCCCGAGGCGAAUUAUCGACUGGGAGACGCGUAUGAGCACGGCAAGUUAAAUUGCCCUCGGGAUCCUGCACUCAGCGUGCACUUCUAUACAGGGGCUGCACAGGCUGGGCAUCCAUUGGCGAUGAUGGCAUUAUGCGCCUGGUACCUUGUGGGAGCCCAACCUGUGUUGGACAAGGACGAAAGUGAAGCCUACGAAUGGGCUAAGAGAGCUGCUGAGACUGGGCUCGCAAAGGCACAGUAUGCGGUUGGCUACUUUACUGAAAUGGGAAUUGGUUGUCGCAGAGACCCUCUCGAGGCCAACGUCUGGUAUGUCAAAGCUGCGGAUCAAGGCGAUGAGAGAGCAAAACAUAGGAUUGCAGCCAUUAUGGCCGCUGCCGAAGGCGCAAAUCCUGCAACACCCGUUGCUACGACAAAUAGUGGCUCGAAACAAAAGUCCAAAUCGGACAUUUCGCCAGGUAUGUCAGAACGUUCAGGGAGUCGAAAUUGUCAGGUGUCUAACAUGCCAUGCUUAGGCGGAGAUAAGGCGAAGCCUAAAAGAUUUGGUAUCUUUUGA